Molecule: messenger RNA, 810 nt
Organism: Oppia nitens
Lineage: Eukaryota; Metazoa; Arthropoda; Arachnida; Sarcoptiformes; Oppiidae
Exons: 6
Coding region: 1-810 (269 amino acids)
Source: RefSeq, a predicted model, not a curated record
AUGCCGUUACAGUCAUUGGUAUGCGAGUGCCGUAUCGCUAUGAAUGUGGUUAAAAAAGAGAUACCAAUUAUCCAAAAGUUUUACACCAAAACUUUAGGUCAAAUAAAAUUUGAUCGCAUAAAAGGUCGGACACCUACUAAAGGAUCAUCUCUUGACUGUGUUGUCAAAUGUUCCGCCACUUAUGGCUGUCAUUGUCUUCGAGUUAAUAUUGAGACCAACGAAUGUAAUAUAUUUGUCUCAACCAUUGAUGAUCCAAAUGCAGAGACAAAUGCAUCGAUUUUAGAGAAAUAUAUUUAUUAUACAAAUCAUGGCAACAAAGAGGGAACGGGAGAAAAUUUGGCAAUCGGUAAGAAAUUGACUCAAAGCUCGACAUAUAAUCAAUUUAAGGCUCAAAAAGCCAUUGAUAAUAAUAGCCGUACGGCAAGUAAGACAAGUGACGGCAAAGUUAAUACCAAAAAAGUGUUGCCGUGGCUUCAGAUUGACCUCAAAGAUGAGUACGUAAUCACUGGAGUUAUGUUACAAUCAAAUGAUGAGGAAUCACUACAUGACUUUGAUAUACGUGUCGGCAAUCGUUUGAUCACUAAAUUAGAAAAAGGGACUCAUUUUAAGGAUAACCCAUUAUGUUAUGAAUAUGUGGGCAACAAAUUCCUCGAGACUAACCAUUCAAGAGUUGUGAAAUGCGAGCCCUGUCCACUGAUGGGAAAGUAUGUAACGAUUCAGAUAAUAAAUAAUUGUACCAAUUGUUCGAAUCCCGGCAACAAUUAUCUUAAUUUGGCUGAAAUAGCUGUUUAUGGAUAUAAUCCUAAAUGA